AUGAGCGACGCAGCGCCUUUAUCGAGCCUGACACCAGCGCAGAUCAAGAAACUCCAGCGUGUGUUCUAUAUGAUUGAUAAGGAUGCCGACGGUCGUGUAAAGGAAAGCGAUGUGGUGCAAGUACUGCGCAAUCUAGGCGCUACCGAUGCCACGACAGAGGCACAAGCGUGCUUUUCGGGGUCGACGCCUGCCUCACUCGAAUCUAUGGGAUUUCUGACGAUUAUGAGUCACACACUAGGCCCUUUAAGUGAUGUUCGACAGCUCAUGGACGCGUUUGCAAGCUUUGAUGAGAAGGAUGAGGGUAUGCUCGAUGUCGACGUUGUGCGUGAGAUGCUCGAUCACGACGAGGAUCUCUUGGCCCACUGGCUCUCGCCCACGUUCCUUGAUCGAUCACGCAAGCGAUUUGAUUAUCGAAAGUUCGUGACAACGCUUAGCAUGUGCGAAUGGCACGAUAUCGAAUAA
Messenger RNA from Malassezia pachydermatis, 462 nucleotides. RefSeq names its product calmodulin. The coding region runs from base 1 to 462 and encodes 153 amino acids. The transcript is spliced from 3 exons. Gene Ontology annotation, molecular function: calcium ion binding; myosin heavy chain binding; cytoskeletal motor regulator activity. NCBI's taxonomy places the organism in Eukaryota, Fungi, Basidiomycota, Malasseziomycetes, Malasseziales, Malasseziaceae. The record is from RefSeq and is a predicted model, not a curated record. Gene Ontology annotation, biological process: actomyosin structure organization; mitotic cytokinesis. Gene Ontology annotation, cellular component: myosin II complex; cytoplasm.